Plasmodium malariae is the source of this 576-nucleotide messenger RNA. RefSeq names its product conserved protein, unknown function. Gene Ontology annotation, cellular component: cytoplasm; endoplasmic reticulum membrane. The transcript has a single exon. The coding region runs from base 1 to 576 and encodes 191 amino acids. Gene Ontology annotation, biological process: endoplasmic reticulum calcium ion homeostasis. Lineage: Eukaryota; Apicomplexa; Aconoidasida; Haemosporida; Plasmodiidae. The record is from RefSeq and is a predicted model, not a curated record. Gene Ontology annotation, molecular function: calcium channel activity.
AUGGACGAUACUAUAAGAAAAAAGGAUAUUUUCAUAGUAAUAGGAAUAGCUAUUGGUUGCGGCAUCUUUUCCGAAUUUUUAAGUUGGCUAUUUGUGUAUAGAAACGAGAAAUUUAUAGCUUUAAAUGAGGAAUUAAAAGUAUUGUAUGAACAAGUUCAGAAGGAGAAGGAAGAUGGGUUAUUAAGUAAAAUAGAUACUAUUAAUAAAAAAAAAGGGAAGAAAAAGGUCACCACUGAAGAAAUAUAUAUGCAGAAAACAAAAAUGAUGACAACAUUAAAAGCAAAAGCGAAUAUUAUAACAGGUUUAAUUUUUAUGUCUAUGAUGCCUUUAUUAUUUAGUCUAUUUGAAGGAUUAACAAUAGCAAUUUUACCUUUUAAACCAAUUUUUCCAUUUACCUUAAUAACUCACACAGGUUUGCAAGGAAAAAAUUUGUAUCACUGUUCAUCAACUUUUAUUUAUACCUUAACCCUUAUGCUAACUAGGCAGAAUAUUCAGAAGUUUUUCGGAUAUGCACCGCCUUCUGGAAUAUUUGGAGACUUUAAGAUGCCCGAUGAGCAAGCCGAUAUAUGGAAAUAA